UCCUACUGCCACUUGUUGUUUUUAUUUUUUAUUUUGUAAACAAAUAAUGUCUUGUCCAGGAAAACUAUUAAUUACCUAUGAAAACUUUACCGGAGAACUGGCUACAAUCGAAAAUGGCAAACCAUCUGCAGUGUGCUCCGUCUCCUGUGACUGCAAGUGCAAAUGCUGCCGAGGAAUCUACGAGAAAUACGUGGCAUUCGACAGGGAAACGAAAUUGUCGGGCUUUGAAAGAUUUCCGACCGAGUUCUCCAUGGGAGGAGGCGAUGCCCAGAAGAUGAUGCGUUUUCGAACAGCAGAGAUGUUGCUCUUGCUGCAGGCAGCCCAGUCCCGGGAUAACUUCUGGACCAAUAUGUUCUUUAAAGCCGAUCUCCAGGAGGAUUACCAAUCCAUUAUACAGGCUUUCCAGGCCAAGCAAGUGUACAUUAGCCAGGAGAAGCUGGUGGAGAUAAUGGACACGGUGACCACCGGCUACAGAAGUGCUAUAAGUCAACUUUCGACUAAUGAAGCUCAUGGAGCUCUUCGUCCCACCAUAGCAGCGCCGUUUGUGGCGGGAGUACGUUGUGGCUGUCAGGAUUGCACCGUCCUUCCUUGGCGGAAACUGAGGCAACUGGAGCAGCACCAAAAGGAGCACAGAUUGGGGGACAAUUUCCAUUGCCGGAUUUGCUUUCGGCGAUUCUAUUUGCAGCACUCGUUGACUUCCCAUCUGACCAGAAAGAUGAACUCCAAUUUGGACGAACUGAUGGAGAACUCAAGCUAUAGAUCGUUUCUGGAAGAUCGUAGGCUAAGGGAGAAGGAUGACCAGCCUCGUAUACAAGUAGAAGAAUUGGUACUCCAAGUACCUAAUGACUGUAACCUAGACUUUGUGGAGGAACCUACGAAAAAGGUUAUAUUCCGAAAGACUUGCAAGUUUAUGAAAUGCCCGUUCUGCCAGGAGAAGUAUCGGUUCUCCUUUAGCCACCAGCUGCACAUGAUUAGGCACAGGCUACGAGAGAAACCAUCAGAGGAAGGCGACUCCCACUUUUCCUGCUUCACCUGCAAUCGGUCCUUUCUUACGCGUUAUUACUUUAAGAAGCAUCUGGCCCGAGUUCGGAGUGCUUGUCGACUAAGACAUCGUCCCUUCAAGUGUCGCAGCUGCCCCUGGAGAUUCCAAUUGUGGCCCGCACUCAAAUCCCACGUCGUCCGCAUGCACCAGCGGCGAAAGCCCUGCCUGAUUUGCCAGCUUCCCACAUUGGGUCGCUGCUGCUGUGCCCACACUGCCAAGGAGUGCAGGGAAGCCAUCAAGAAGCACCGGGAGCAACGCCGCCUGGAACGAGGACCGCCAAAAGGGGAUAGAAAGCGACCGAAACCGAUUUGCGAAAGCUGUGGCCAGGAGUUUGAGAACAAUUUCCACCUGAGGGAGCACGUUAACAAAAAGCAUCUCAAGAAGAGAAAUUUCUUUUGUGAAAUCUGCGGUGCCGCCUUUUACACCCAGGGUCUGAUGCAAACACAUCGCCAAGCAGUUCAUCUGCUGACGCAGACGGUCCACUGUGAUGUCUGUGACUUGACCAUUAAGGCAAGGGGGAACUACCAGCGGCACUUGAAGUCUCAGAAGCACCUGGACGAACUGGCCAAGUUGGAACAGCAGCCACGGAAUGAAACUGAAUCUUCAAAAGCGCAGCAGGAUCUGGGAAAUACUUCUUUGGACAAGCCAGAUAAAAGAACUACGAGUAGGUUUCAAAAACCUGGCAGGAUAGAUUUCUGCUUGCCCUGUGGCCAGACAAUUGUAGGACAGAUCCUGAGACACAACAGAUCGAAUAAACACAAACUUAACUUGGUUAAGUAUAAUGAAAAAGUACGAUCAAAGAGCAAUAUGUGAACAUACAAUGUGCAAUGCAAUACUUAAAUAUAAAUAAAGAUAAUCUCAUAUUUUAUUAUUAAACUAAUUUAACUUAAUUAAUCAGUCUGAAGGAAACAUUUAUAUUUUGAAAUGUUAAAAGAACCCGCCAAACCUUCAAAAUACUAAAUGCAUUGCAGUAUUUUAUUACUUGUGAUAUAUUAUUGAAAAAAACAUCUGGUAACACUAUUCGCCGCUUGUUCACAACAAUGCCAUCACGAAAACGAGAUGCGACCACGAGAUCCGAUUCGUUGCCGUGAAUGUGGUUACCGCAUCAUGUACAAGAAGCGCACCAAGCGUCUCGUUGUCUUUGAUGCCCGAUGAAGUCCUUUUAUGAUAUCCUUCUGAACUACACUUUUAAGGCAUUAGUUUGUAGUCAAUUUCUUCAAUAAAAAUAUAAUGUUUUAAAAUGUAAA
This is a messenger RNA of Drosophila ananassae, 2289 nucleotides long. Its product is annotated as telomere zinc finger-associated protein. The coding region runs from base 47 to 1855 and encodes 602 amino acids. Gene Ontology annotation, cellular component: chromosome. Gene Ontology annotation, biological process: regulation of transcription by RNA polymerase II. The record is from RefSeq and is a predicted model, not a curated record. The transcript has 3 exons. Gene Ontology annotation, molecular function: chromatin insulator sequence binding; zinc ion binding. NCBI's taxonomy places the organism in Eukaryota, Metazoa, Arthropoda, Insecta, Diptera, Drosophilidae.